Molecule: messenger RNA, 4025 nt
Organism: Poecilia reticulata (guppy)
Lineage: Eukaryota; Metazoa; Chordata; Actinopteri; Cyprinodontiformes; Poeciliidae
Gene: atl1
Product: atlastin GTPase 1
Molecular function (GO): GTP binding; GTPase activity
Source: RefSeq, a predicted model, not a curated record
GAGCGUAUCACGCGGUGAAUAAAAGCACCAUCAUCCUCUUGCAACAGGAACGUCGUUGUGCUGGAGAUAAGGGCAUCCUCCCAGCUCUAUACGCUCAUGACUACCGACUAGGGUCGCUCAUUUACGCUUCGAGCCGGGGGAUAACAGGACCGCAUCAUGGUUAAACACCGUCCCGAGAGAGACAGCUGGGGUGAGUGGUCCCUAAGUGACAAAAAUGUUUACGAGUGGAGCUCCGAGGAGGAGGAGCCGGACGGACGAGCCCGGCCCAUCCAGGUGCUGCUGGUCAAGGACGACCACACCUUCGAGCUGGAUGAGGCGGCGCUGAGUCGGAUCCUGCUGUCCGAGGAGGUCAGGGACCGCGAGGUGGUGGCCAUCUCCGUGGCGGGGGCUUUCCGCAAGGGCAAGUCCUUCCUCAUGGACUUCAUGCUGCGUUACAUGUACAACCAUUCGUCUGAAAACUGGCUCGGAGAUGCGAGCGAGCCUCUGACCGGCUUCUCCUGGAGGGGGGGCUCAGAGAGGGAAACCACCGGGAUCCAAAUCUGGAGCGAGGUCUUCCUGGUGGACAAACCUGACGGAAGGAAGGUCGCCGUGUUGCUGAUGGACACGCAGGGCACGUUUGACAGCCAAUCUACGCUGAGGGACUCGGCCACUGUGUUCGCCCUGAGCACCAUGAUCAGCUCCAUGCAGGUUUACAAUAUAUCACAGAAUGUACAAGAGGAUGACCUCCAGCACUUGCAGCUUUUCACUGAGUAUGGAAGACUAGCGAUGGAGGAGACCUUCCUUAAACCUUUCCAGUCCCUGAUUUUCCUGGUUCGGGACUGGAGUUUUCCAUACGAGUUUCCUUACGGACAGGAGGGGGGCAUGAAGUUCCUGGAGAAGAGACUGAAGAUCUCAGAGAACCAGCAUGAGGAGCUUCAGAAUGUGCGAAAACACAUCCACUCCUGCUUCACCAACAUCAACUGCUUCCUGAUGCCUCACCCCGGCCUCAAGGUGGCCACCAACCCUCACUUUGACGGAAGAAUUAAAGAGAUUGAUGGUGAGUUCAUCAACAACCUGAAGGUCCUGGUGCCCUGGAUCCUCAGCCCCCACAACAUCGACGUGAAGGAGAUCAACGGCAGCAACAUCACCUGCAGAGGCCUGCUGGAGUACUUCAAGGCAUACAUUAAGAUUUACCAGGGUGAAGAGUUGCCUCAUCCAAAGUCGAUGCUGCAGGCCACAGCAGAGGCCAACAACUUAGCAGCAGUCGCAGCGGCGAAGGAUCUGUACAACAAAAAAAUGGAGGAGGUUUGCGGGGGCGACCGGCCCUUCCUGGCCCCCAGUGAGCUGCAGAACCGACACGGGGCCAUCAGGGAGGAGGCCCUGCAGCUCUUCCGCGGGGUCAAGAAGAUGGGCGGCGAGGAGUUCAGCCGCCGCUACCUGCAGCAGCUGGAGGGCGAGAUCGAUGAGGUGUUCGUCCAGUACAUCAAGCACAACGACUCCAAGAACAUUUUCCAUGCUGCUCGCACGCCGGCCACGCUCUUCGUGGUCAUCUUCGUUAUGUACGUGGCGGCGGGCAUCACGGGCUUUGUGGGUGUGGACAUCAUCGCCAGCCUGUGCAACAUGAUCCUGGGCCUGGCGCUGAUCACGCUCUGCACCUGGGCCUACAUCCGCUACUCAGGGGAGUACAGGGAACUGGGCGCCGUCAUCGACCAGGUGGCCGGGGCGCUGUGGGACCAGGGGAGCACGAACGAGGCUCUGCACAAGCUGUACAAUGUAGCGGCCAAUCACCGGCACCUGUACCACCACGCUUUCCCCGGAGCGCACGCGGACGCCGCCGCCGCCGAGGAGCGGGACAAGAAGAAGGACUGAUGACGACGCAGCAGGGACUCUUUAUUUUGUUUGGGAUGGACAUCCUCCUCACCCGUCGGGCACUUCUUUACUCUGGCGUCGGCUGCUGCUGCGGCCAACAAAUGCAGUCACUACUUUAAUCCUUAUAUUGAACUUUACAACGUUCAUGCAUCAGAAAUGUCAGAGCGCCGCCGCGGUGGUGUGGGCGUCAGUCGUCGCGUGGGCGCCAGUCUUUCACCAUCGUCUUUCACCUUUUUGUCUCUGGGCACUCAGCUGGAGACCUCCGAGUCUGCUGUUUAUUUCAUAUCACACAAGUUUUCUCAGUCGUUUAAUUCUUCUUCUCCCCCCCAAAAAAGUGUUGCCGACUUUGUUGAAAUAACCACUCGUGACAAACGUUCCGUUCUUUAGGGUUUCGUGCUAUUUAUAUCUAAGAUCUGCAAAAGGCCAAAUUAUGUACAGUGUGUUGAAUAAUGAAGCAACAUUAUCUGCAUGUUGAUGUUUCUCAUCUUUAAGCUCAGAAUUCAGGUAUACUUUUUAAAAGAAUAUAUAUGUUUUAACGGUUGUGACAAAGUGGUAUUGUGCCAUAAAAUGUAAAUGUUUUGUCUUAUUUUUAUUUUUUACAUCUGUGUCAGCCUGGGUAAAUCCAGACACAAAGGUACGGUCUUAGUUGGAGGCAAUGCAGUGCCUUGCAGAUUUUGGUCAUGUUGGAACCACAAACCUUCAAUGUAUUUUAUUGGGACUUUCUAUCAUUUUCUACUAUUCAGCUGCAUUUUCCCGUCUUUUCUUGGCAGCGCCAUCAACUAGGAUGAAGAGCAUUUGUGAAGAUCAAGUUUUUAAUUUGCCACACUGAUUCUCAAAUAUAUUGGGCAAUGACUUUGACUAGUCCUCAUAUUCACUAUUGUGUUGAAUAGUCGGCCUGCUAAAAGGUGAAAUUCAGUUUCCAGUCUUAUAGCUUCUGUUAUGAAAUUUGUUUGGGGGAUUAAUAACAUUUUUUUUAUUUUAUUGAGUUGAAUCAACUCUAAGCAGCCUCCUAUAACCUGCUGGAGAAAAGCAUCCCCACAGCAUGAUGUUGCCACUACCGUGCACUUGAACUUUUGCGUAAUUUAACCCUCCCAGCACAAUAUUUCCUGUUGAGUGAAAUAUUUUAACUUUUAGUGCACUACUUGCCAUAUUUAUUUAUUUUUUUAGUUGGUUAUGUAUCAUUUGCAUGAGAUGCAACCUUUUCCUCAAUUACAAUUGGAAUUGUGACACUUUUUGGUAUUUUAUCAUAAAAAACAUUGAAGAGCGUGGUUAUAAACGUGACAAAAAGUGGAAAGGUUUCAAGGUGAAAGCUUUUCCAAGGCACUGUAUGUUUUGAAAAAGCUCCAGAAGUUGAGGUGUUUCAAUGCAGCAUCAGUUUCAAGUUCCCAGAACACGACUGGCAUCAUCAUCAUCACCUCAUCUUUUUAUUCUGCUUGCAGCUUCGCAUCUGUGCAGCAUCUCUCCUUUAUCCCAGUGCAUGUGUGUUUAGCUUUUGAAGUCGAGAGGUUGUGUACAUGUGUGUGUGUGUUUAGCUUCUAUCAUGACAAAGAGGAGGCCGACGGACCCAUUGUUCUGUCUCUCGCUGAAUGUUCCAGCAAAUCCCAGGAAUGUAGCCGUUCUGCGCCCGCAGAGGAAUCAAAGCUGGAUGUUGCCGGGCGUGGCCACAGGACCGGCUUUGGGAAAAGGCUCCUCAUUCCAGAUCUUAUCCGUCAUCUUUAACACGCGUAACUUGAACCCUCUGAGCUAAAAAAAAAAACUCAGUCGCGUGGUGACAAGAGGAGCCUCGAGCUCACAUUCAUCGUAAACACAAAGCUUUUUGAUGGUGACAGACUUAUUUUUUCUUUUGGUGUGUGGAUGCUUUGAGUUCACUGCUUGGUUUCUACAGUCUUCCACAGAGUGUAAUCGGCAUCAAGGAGGCUUUCAAUCGGAUCGUUUUGCUUCUUAAAAUCCCGUACGUUGAGUGUUUUAGGUGUUCCUUUUCACGAGUCAGAGAAGUCGUUUUGUUUCGAAUGAGAUGGAAAUCACACUUUUAACGGUUUCUUUUCCCCACAUCAUCCCUCCCCUACGCUUAAAGGCAAGUGUUAAACGAGUCGACAUCUUUCAAACUAGCUGUUUGGCUUCAGCACACUGCAGUUAGUCACAAGGAGAUAAAUAAAGUUGGACCAAAUUAAUGAAAA